This is a messenger RNA of Eutrema salsugineum, 942 nucleotides long. RefSeq names its product HVA22-like protein k. Lineage: Eukaryota; Viridiplantae; Streptophyta; Magnoliopsida; Brassicales; Brassicaceae. The transcript has 8 exons. The record is from RefSeq and is a predicted model, not a curated record. The coding region runs from base 129 to 755 and encodes 208 amino acids.
AGUCUCUGUUUCAGCUAGAGUCUUUAAUCAUUCGUCAUCCCAACAAGUGACCUUUUUCGAGUGUGUUAAGUAUUUUGUGCAGGAAAAUCCGAGUUUGUCAAUCUGGUAAACGGACCUACGAAUCUCCGAUGAGCGGCUUUGCUUCACAGAUUCCAUCUAUGGCGCUUCUCGGAUCCGGCUUCACCAGCGAGGUUGGGUUACGAGUAUUGCUUUCUCCACUUGGUUCCAAUAUCGUACUUCGUACAGCAUGCUGUUCGAUUGGCAUCGGGUUGCCUGUGUACUCCACUUUCAAGGCGAUUGAGAGUAGAGAUGAGAAUGAACAACAAAAAUGGCUUAUUUACUGGGCAGCUUAUGGUUCUUUCAGCCUUGUUGAAGUUUUCACGGACAAGCUCAUUUCUUGGUUCCCGCUGUAUUAUCAUGUGAAGUUUGCGUUCCUCGUCUGGCUUCAACUCCCAACCAUCGAGGGAGCAAAACAAAUAUAUAGCAACCACCUGCGCCCUUUCCUAAUACGACACCAAGCUAGUGUGGAUCGACUCGUGGAUGGAGCAUAUGAAGAAAUGGUCAAGGUCGUUAGAUCACACCAAGGAGAAAUACGGUUUGUGCGAUCAAUGAUUAUCAAAAUCUUGGGAUCAGUGAAUCAAGUUGCACCACCGCCAAGCCAACGCCAAGGAGAAAUCACAGACAUUAGCCCCGAACCAGAACUAUCAACGGCAACAAACCAAGAUUCAGAAUCUGAAUCCGAUCUUGAAGACUAAAUAAAACAAGUGUAGUCAUAGCUUUGCAGCUUUUACAGCCUUAUGUGGAAUCUCUAUUACACAAAAAUGUCAAACGAUUGUAUAGUCAUGUGAUCUCAAAUAACUUUAGACUGGUUUACAAAUAAGUUUUUAUCCGGUGUUGAAAAAUCCCCAAUAAUCCGUUAUAAAGUUCCCAUGUUUCCUAACU